AUGUCUAAAAUGUACUUAAUUAAAUGAUGGACUAAAAUAUGUCAGCUGUUUCGAAACAUAGUAUAUACUAGAUAAAUCUGAGAUAGUGUAUUGUAUGGAUUGAGAUCCGUGCAACUCUGCAAACAUUUAGUGCUAGGAUAAAAAAUAAAUAAAUCGACUGCUAAGAAAAAAGUAAAUAAAAUUUUAAUAAUAACAUUAAAAUGUGAAACAUUAAAAGAUUCCGAUUAAAGUAACCUGGAGCUUAUACGACAUGGAUUCUAAGCAAUUACCACAGAAUUUUCAAGGUUUCAGCUCAGAAUCUGCUUACUUGCUAAACGACAACGAACUUACAUUGAAAAGAAGCCGUAAAGAAGCUUCCAAGAAACGAAAGUUCUGCGUUCUUGUGGCAUGUGUGAUACAACUAGUUGUAUGUGGUGGUACUGGAUAUGGACUGAGUGUCAUGUACGCUGAGAUCAUUAUUGUAUUUAACACCGAGAGAGCAGAUGCAGCCCUCAUUCAGAGCUUCAACAUGGGUAUGGCUGCAGCAAGCGGAAUUAUGUUUACCUGGAUGAUAAAGAAGUUCGGACCAGGCGUGUGUAUAACAAUAGGAGCUUCCGUCAGUGCGAUAGGCUUAUUUGCAAGCGCAUUUGCGGAUAACCUUGUAACAAUUACGGUAUGCACCGGGGUUAUCACAGGAACAGCAAUGGGUAUUUGUCAACUUUGUGCCUACUUAACUGUCACCUGGACAUUUCAUCAUAAUCCUGGACUUUUCCUUGUUAUUUUAACUUUUGGAAUGAGUUUUGGCCAACUCAUAGGCCCAAAUAUGUAUGAACUUUUCAUAUCAAACUAUGCAUGGUCUGGAGCAUUUAUUCUUUUAGCUGCUGUUUCACUCCAGUUAAUACCAUUUGGACUUGUGAUUCAUUUAUCUAGAUACUAUUUUGUACGCACAAGUGAUAUGAGCAUACAAGAAAAACAGAGAUCGUGUUGUGAUAUCUCGCUGUUCAUUGAUGUUGUGAUAUGGGUCUUAUGGAUAAAUUUCCUAUUACUAGCACUUACAGGUAAUGUAGAGCCAUGGUUUAUAGUUGACCAUAUGAUAAGUCUUGGGUUCUCUCGAAAGGAUGGAGCAUUUACUUCAUCCGCAAUAGGAAUAGGAAAUUUCAUUGGUAAACUCAUAGGAGCGUUCAUUAAGUUCCGAUGCAGACAAGUUGCUACAGUAUACCAUUGGAUUUAUCUUGGAGUACUGAUGGCUGGGUUACAUAUGAUUAUCAUCUCCCUGGACCAAUUAAUAGCAUUAUUUCUGUUCUGUUUGUUAUUUGGUUGUAUAUUUGGGCUUAUAUUUUCCCAAGCUCCGGUGGUUAUGUUUGAGGCAAGUGGUUUAGACAGAUAUCCACAAGCUUGCGCAAUGAUGAAUGUGAUGUUUGGAAUUGGCGAUGUGUUUGGGCCAUUACUUGGAGGCUAUAUCAAAGAUAUCACCGGUGUAUAUAACAUAGCAUUCUUCAUAGCCAGUGGCGCUAGUGUGUAUAUAAGUGUCAGCAGUGUCUGUGGAGUUUAUUAUUCAAGAAAGCGACAUAUGUAAGACACAACCACAUAAAAUGACGUAAAUCUAAGAUUGUGAACGUUUCUUUUAUUUCAUUUCUAAUGAUUCACAUCAAAAUAAUUAUGUGUUGCAUAAAUACGUUAUGAAAAUAGAUUCGAAAAUAAGUCUUUAUACGUUAAAAGUGUCAUAACG
Messenger RNA from Mercenaria mercenaria, 1708 nucleotides. Its product is annotated as monocarboxylate transporter 13-like. The transcript has 7 exons. The coding region runs from base 251 to 1555 and encodes 434 amino acids. Gene Ontology annotation, molecular function: monocarboxylic acid transmembrane transporter activity. Lineage: Eukaryota; Metazoa; Mollusca; Bivalvia; Venerida; Veneridae. The record is from RefSeq and is a predicted model, not a curated record. Gene Ontology annotation, biological process: transmembrane transport.